Dryobates pubescens (Downy woodpecker) is the source of this 1869-nucleotide messenger RNA. It is a transcript of the gene TMEM158, whose product is annotated as transmembrane protein 158. The transcript has a single exon. The record is from RefSeq and is a predicted model, not a curated record. Lineage: Eukaryota; Metazoa; Chordata; Aves; Piciformes; Picidae. Bases 77 to 1054 code for a protein of 325 amino acids. Gene Ontology annotation, molecular function: peptide binding.
GAUGGCAGCUCGCAGCGCCAUGCAGCUUCCCGUUCCUCCUCCUCCUCUCCCUCCUCUCCGGCUCUAAGUUAAUGCCAUGCUGCCGCUGCUCCUCCCGGCACUGCUGGCCGCCUGCCUGCCGCCCUGCCAGGGCUGGAGCCCCUCGGCGUCUGCCGGCGGGCAGGAGGAGCAGGAGCAAGAGCUCUUCUUGCCCCCUGUCAACUCCUCCUCCCGCUCCUUGGCCAGCCUCGAGAUGGACCUCGACGGGGCUGUGGACGGGAGUGUCGAUGGGGCUGUGGACGGGGCUGUCGAUGGGGCUGUAAGCAAGGAGGAAGGCAGCACCUCCAUCCCGGGCACGCCGGUCGCCCCUAGCCAAGAGCCGUUUUCUUCUGCUCCCACCUCCUCCGGGCAGCAGCAGCAACAGCAGCAGCGUCCACAGCCGCAGCCCGCCGAGGACCCUCACUGCAAUAUCAGCGUGCAGCGGCAGAUGCUGAGCUCGCUGCUGGUACGCUGGAGCCGCCCGUUGGGGAUCCAGUGCGACCUCCUGCUCUUCUCCACCAACAGCCACGGGCGGGCUUUCUUCUCCGCUGCCUUCCACCGCGUGGGGCCGCCGCUGCUCAUCGAGCACCUGGGGCUGGCGGCCGGCGGUGCCCAGCAAGACCUGCGCCUCUGCGUGGGCUGCAGCUGGGUACGGGGUCGACGGGUCGGCCGCCUGCGGGGCACCGCGCCCCAGCCCGCCGCUGCCGCCUCCUCCUCCGCCUCCUCCUCUCUUUCUUACCCGUCGGCGGCGGAGCCCGGCCAGUACUGGCUGCAAGGGGAACCGCUGAAUUUCUGCUGCCUGGAUUUCAGUCUGGAGGAGCUGAAGGGGGAGCCGGGCUGGCGGAUGAACCGCAAGCCCAUCGAGUCUACCUUGGUGGCUUGUUUCAUGACUUUGGUCAUCAUCGUGUGGAGCGUGGCCGCCCUCAUCUGGCCGGUGCCCAUCAUCGCCGGCUUCCUGCCCAACGGCAUGGAGCAGCGCCGCGGCACCACGGCCGCCACCACCACCGCCGCCGCGGCGGCCGCCGCCGCCAAGUAGCCUCUCCCGGUGACUCUCCCGUCUUUUCGUCGUGUGGUGUGAAGGGACGUGGGGCGGCCGCCUCCCGCCCGGCCGGACUCUGUUGUCGUGGUUUUCCCUUGUUUAAAGCGUGUGACGGGUGCGCGGCGGGACGCCGGCGGCUCGGCCGUGGGGCCGUGGGGCGCGGGAGUUUGCUUCAGGGUCCGGCCCGCCCUGAGAGCCUGGCCCGCAACCGCCGGAGACGACCAAAUCCUGUGUGCUCGUUUUAUAUCUUUAAUACCCGUUUUAAACGAACGUUUUCGUAAAAAAGAUGAAAAGACCAAACAAAAAAGAAAAAGCCUCCCCCGAUCCCGACUGAACGCAGGAAAUAAAGACCCUGCCAUCCAGCCGCAUUUGUGGUAGUUCAAGGAGUAGCUUUUUUUGCAUAUGAGAGCAGUUCGAGCGGGGUUUUUCCCCCUUUUCUCUACAGAAAGGGCCCUUUCUGUUUGGCAGAAUCAAGAAGUGAUGGAGUGUAUAUAUAUAUGUUGUUCUUGCCGGAGCUGAACUUUAUGGAACCUUUCCCAUUGUAUUUCCCAGCUGAGAUAGUGUGUGUUUAUUAUUGUAGCUCUGCGUUACUUGGCUUUUAAUACAGAGGUUUUCUUUUUGGAGCCACCAUUGCCUUUUGUUGGUCUCUUUCCACGAGGUUUGGCCAUCCACAAGCAGUAGUGAACCUCUUCUUUCCCCAUGAGAUGAUGUUACCAGGGUUGGUGGUGGGAUAAGGGAAAUCCCUUUCUGCGUGGUGUUUGCCCUCGAUUUAGAUCUGUAUGCCUACAGCAGGGCUGGUGGGGUAGAAUGAG